CUCUUCUUGGUGGGAGUCCGACUGGCACGACGAGAUGAAACUGUCCCGGCUGCUUCAGGUCAGCUUCAUGUUUGUGUGCUAAAAUGUUCACUUCAAUGCCGUAAAAGAUCACAUGAAGAUGCUGCAACUGCUGGAAGAUGGAGUCAACAUGUCACUGUGGCAUUGGCUGAUGUUGGUUGCGUUUGGCACCAAUCCUGGAAUAAAGGUCAAACUGACAGACAAAGGCGUUGAAUACGGCAGGCAAGUCGGAGUGGCUUCAAUCCAGCAGAAGCUCAACAGCAUCAGCAUGGUGGAUAUUUCCAGAAGUCGAUUUGUGCCGUUGAUUGGCAAAGUCCACUACAGCCUUUCAAAGAUGGAUGUAAAGAAUGUUGGAUUACCUUCGUCUGCUGCGGUUCUGUUGCCUGAGACGGGUGUCAGACUGUCUGUUAGGAACGCCUCCAUCACUGUGAAUGGAGACUGGAGAGUCAAGUGCCUCAGAAUAUUAAAGCACAGUGGAUCCUUUGGUUUGAGUGUGAGUGGAAUCACCAUCGGUACAAAUGUCACCGUCAGAAAAGAUGAAACUGGGCGACCUCAAGUCAGCAGUGUUGGCUGUGUGGCUACUAUUGGUAAAGUGACUAUCAAGUUCCAGGGUGGAUCCAGCUGGCUGGUCAAUCCUUUCAGUGGUGUCAUCAGUAAGUACUUACGUAAUUGGCUGCAGAAACAGAUCUGCCCCCUGGUGGCUGAUGCAGUGACUGACUUGAAUUCUGCGUUGAAAGCUGUCGAGAUCUUACCAAAGGUGGACAAGUACGCAGGGAUCGAUGGUUCCAUGGUCGCUGCACCCACAGUGGAAAGGUUUUCCAUAGGUUUCAGCUUGAAGGGGGAAUUUUACAACAUUGGGGAUCAUCAGGAACCUCCGUUCUCCGCUACAGUCUUUUCUCUGCCAGCAGAGAACGACAAAAUGGUGUACAUCGGCAUUUCUGCCUUCACCGCCAACUCAGCAGCUUUCGUGUACCACACGGCCGGAGUCCUGAGCUUGUCCAUUAAAGACGAUAUGAUCCCUAAAAGCUCCCCGAUCAGGCUCAACACCACAUCAUUUGGAGCUUUCGUCCCCCAGAUUGCCCAAAAUUUCCCGGAUUUGAUGAUGGAACUGCUGGUGAAGACGGUAAAACAUCCCAUCAUCACUAUGGAACCAGACAACGUGACUGUUGAGGCCGCCAGCACAGUGACCGCCUACGCCAUGCAACCCAACGACACAUGCUCCCCGCUAUUUAUCCUCAACCUGGAGGCCAAUGCCAGUGCCCAAGUGUUUGCCAAUGCCACGAGGCUAACUGGAGCUGUUGCCUUGAACAAAACGGAUGUGACCCUGGUGGCAAGUUACGUGGGAGACUUCCAGGUCAGCUCUCUUGACAGCAUCCUGCAAAUGGUCCUGAAAGUGGUGGUUGUGCCCACGCUGAAUGAGCACCUGGCAGAGGGAUACCCAAUGCCCAACAUUAGGAAGACGAAGCUUGCAAACACUAAGCUUCAGGUCCUCAAGGACUAUUUGCUGAUCGGGAUGGAUUUUGACUUUACACAGUAA
This is a messenger RNA of Dunckerocampus dactyliophorus (ringed pipefish), 1555 nucleotides long. RefSeq names its product bactericidal permeability-increasing protein-like. Bases 113 to 1555 code for a protein of 480 amino acids. Gene Ontology annotation, molecular function: lipid binding. Lineage: Eukaryota; Metazoa; Chordata; Actinopteri; Syngnathiformes; Syngnathidae. The record is from RefSeq and is a predicted model, not a curated record. The transcript is spliced from 16 exons.